This is a messenger RNA of Plutella xylostella (diamondback moth), 1193 nucleotides long. It is a transcript of the gene Nup35, whose product is annotated as nucleoporin 35. The record is from RefSeq and is a predicted model, not a curated record. Gene Ontology annotation, cellular component: nuclear pore central transport channel; nuclear pore nuclear basket; nuclear membrane. Gene Ontology annotation, molecular function: phospholipid binding; structural constituent of nuclear pore; nucleic acid binding. Gene Ontology annotation, biological process: nuclear pore organization; NLS-bearing protein import into nucleus. Lineage: Eukaryota; Metazoa; Arthropoda; Insecta; Lepidoptera; Plutellidae.
GGAAAAAGCAGUUGUCAUACGUCACACCCAGUGAAUAUCGUCAAUAUUAAUUAAUUAGCUUAAGGUUAUAUCGGUGUUUCAGAAAACUUGGCAUAUUUGCUGAAGUGAUACCGGUUACUCAAAUAGUUAUAAAAUGGAACCUAUGACCCUGGGAAGUCCAACACAUUCUCCAUCAGGCAGCCCCAAUGUGGGGUAUUUGCCACCUUUUCUUCUGGGAGAAAUCAAUCCACCGGCUACUCCCAGAACUAACAGUCUAUCACCAACUAAAGGUCGAAGCCUAGCGUUUGGCUCACCAACAAGUCCUCAAACCUCAACUCCAGACCAGAAGAACUACCGCCAGAACUUUUCAAUGCAUCAACAAGCCAUUUACAACCAACAAAAUAUGUUUUCAAACAUUCCUGCAUCUCCCAAUGUAUCAUCAUAUUCAAACAAGCCAAAUGGCCCGCCCAUAGAAGACUUGUUUGAUACAAUCAAGAGUAAUGAGCAGACAAUGAAUAAAUCUGCAUUCCAAGAUCACAGCUUUAUGGGUUAUGGAAACAAUAAUUCUUUACUUCAGAACUCAUAUGUGAACAACCAGUCUCUGCAAUCACCGUGGCAGGAAAGUUGCCAUGAACAAGAUGAACAUUGGAUCACAGUUUUUGGUUUUCCUCCCAAUGCUGCCAAUACUGUUUUAGCUAGAUUUAGCAACUGCGGUGCCAUAUUAGAUAAGCAAUAUCCAACUCAAGGCAACUGGGCCCACAUAAGAUAUGCGACACGGGCGGAGAAGGAGCGAGCCAUGGCGCUGAACGGGCGGCAGGUGCUGCCAGGGGUCAUGGUGGGGGUGGUGGAGUGCCAGGAGCCUCCGCGCAUCACUGUUGCUAGUCCCGGAAUUAUUACAUCACCAGAAAGGCCUACGACUGGAGCGAGGUCGCUCUGCCCCACGCCGCUGCCGGCGGCGCCGCUCCCCCAGAGGUCCAACGGCAUCAUCUCCAAGGCUCUAGACUACGUCCUCGGCUGGUGACAUAAGUUCCUCGUUAGUCAUUGAUUACUACAAUAUGAAAGUGCUAGAAAAUACCUGGAUCACAAGUGUGAAUUGAUGAUUAAUAUAGUGCAUGAAUUGAUUUAUUGAUGUAAAUCUACUCAAUUGAAUUUUUAUAAGACUUUGUCCAUACAAACAUUUACUUCAAGAGCAAAAUAUACAAAUUAUGAUUGCA